AUGAUUUUUAAAACAUUAGAUGCCGGUAUUCAAUUCUACAACAAUUAUGCUGCCAAAGUCGGGUUUGACACGAGGUCUAGUUCCCUCACUACAGCACGCGACGGGAUGAAAAUUCAAAAGCAAAUCAUUUGCAAUAAAGAGGGAUUUAAGAAUACGGGUGCUCAACAUUGUCACUCAAAACCAACUGCAGAUGCGGGGGAAGGUCCUUCGCGUCCAAAGCGGCGGAGGGUUUCAAACAUAACUGGUUGCAGAACUAGGAUUAUUUUUAAGUACAUUGGAGCAGCUGGGUACCAAGUUAAGACAUUUAUUGAAAAACACAAUCACAGCAUGUCUUCUGUUCUUGCAAGGCAGUUCCUAAAGGGAAAUAGAAACAUCUCCAGUGUUCAUCAGAAGUUUAUACUAGAUUGUGCUAAGGCAAACAUUGGAGCAUCAAAAUCACACGGUCUAUACAGUCAGAUUGUGGGGGAUUACUCUGAAGUUGGGGCCACUGUAGUGGACUUUAAAAAUGUCAGAAGGGAUCUCAGAGCAUACAUAUUGGGUGUUGAUGCACAAAUACUCGUGCAUAAUCUUAUUAAAAAAAAACAAGAGAUGUGCCCUGCAUUUGCUUUUGACUACGAAGUUGAUGAAGAUGAGCAGAUGAGUAGACUGUUUUGGGCAGAUCCAAUGUCAAAAAAGAAUUUUGCUGCAUUUGGAGAUGUUAUCUCUUUUGAUGCCACAUAUUCAACCAACAGGUACGAUCUGGUUGAUAACCAUAAAAAAUGCAAUGGGUAUGGAACCAAGAAUAAUUGUCACCGAUCAAGAUCCAGCUAUGAAAGUGGCGAUUCCAAGAGUUUUCAAGCAAGCCAGGCAUCGCUACUGCAUGGCUACUGCAUGUGGCACAUUAUGUGUAAAGUUGGGGAAAAGGUGGGUCCUACGUUGAACAAGAAUGAUGAGUUCAAGAACAAACUGAACUCAAUCGUUUGGAAGUCAUCUUUGGAACCUCCUGAUUUUGAGAAACAGUGGAGAGAGCCCAUGGAAAAGUACAACUUAGUCGAACACAAUUGGUUUAGAACUAUGGGGGGUCUACUCAGGACAACGUCUCGUUCCGAAAGUGAGAACUACACGUACAGCCGUUUUACUGGCCCACAGUCUAGCCUAGUUGAAUUCAUGAUGAACUUUGACAGUGCUCUUAAAUCACAAUGUAACACAAAUGCAAAGCUCAACAGUGACAAUGAAGGCUAUAAUCCAGAUAUGAAGACGCCUAUGGGGAUCGAAAAACACGCUUCAAUCGUCUACACCAUUACUGUUUUCUAUCAAGUUCAGGAAGAAAUAUGUGCCUCCUGUUUCAAAUGUAUGGUGUUGAGUGUUAGAGAAGAUGGUGGAAUGUUGCACUAUUAUAUUAUGGAUGGAAAGAACAAAAUAUUUAGUGUGGUGCACAAUGUAAAUGACCAUGAGGCCAAAUGCAGUUGCAAGAUGUUUGAGAUGGUUGGACUGUUGUGUAGACACAUAUUUGUGGUCUUUAGAGACCUUGAAAAGAUCCCUCUGAGGUAUGUGGUUAAUCGGUGGACUAAGGAUGCAUCUUUAAAGGCUACAUUUGAAAUAGAUGGUGUCAUUUAUGAUCAGAAUGGACCAAAUGAUGAAAAGAAGAUGAUGCUGAACAAACUGUGGGCAGAUGUACACUGUUGUAUUGAUCUAGCAGGUUCAAACAUGGAGCAAUUGGCUGCAUUUUCGCAAGUGAUUAAUGAACCGAAACAGGUGCUAAUGUCAGGAAAGGAAAAGUUAGUGUAA
Ipomoea nil (Japanese morning glory) is the source of this 1767-nucleotide messenger RNA. RefSeq names its product protein FAR1-RELATED SEQUENCE 5-like. Gene Ontology annotation, biological process: regulation of DNA-templated transcription. NCBI's taxonomy places the organism in Eukaryota, Viridiplantae, Streptophyta, Magnoliopsida, Solanales, Convolvulaceae. Gene Ontology annotation, molecular function: zinc ion binding. The transcript has 3 exons. The record is from RefSeq and is a predicted model, not a curated record. Bases 1 to 1767 code for a protein of 588 amino acids.